Argentina anserina (silverweed cinquefoil) is the source of this 658-nucleotide messenger RNA. RefSeq names its product oxygen-evolving enhancer protein 3-1, chloroplastic-like. Gene Ontology annotation, biological process: photosynthesis; photosynthetic electron transport chain. Gene Ontology annotation, cellular component: extrinsic component of membrane; photosystem II; photosystem II oxygen evolving complex. The transcript is spliced from 4 exons. NCBI's taxonomy places the organism in Eukaryota, Viridiplantae, Streptophyta, Magnoliopsida, Rosales, Rosaceae. Bases 107 to 502 code for a protein of 131 amino acids. The record is from RefSeq and is a predicted model, not a curated record. Gene Ontology annotation, molecular function: calcium ion binding.
CCACUUUUUCACAACAAUCUCAGAAAAUUCUAAGAGAGAAAAUAGGCAGAAGAAUGGAGCAAGAGAGCUUUACGGGUCACCCCUUUUCAAUGCAGACUGCAGGCACAUGACAUACCCUUGUUUUCAAGAAGACCAUCAUCCAGGUCAUGAUAAAAUGGUGGAUAUGCAAUCAAAGGGAAUUGCUUGUCGGAUUAAGAAGUGUGCCUAUGAAUUGCUGUCAAUUGGGAAUGAUCUGAUGGACGAUGCGUACUCGUGGGACUUGAUGGGAAGGGAUAUACGUCUCAAGUCGAUGUUCUUGUACUGUGAUCUUAGUCAGUUGAUCUCUAAUGUCCCAAACGAUCAGAAGAAGGCUCUGACUGAAGUUGGCAACAAACUGUUUUCCUCCAUCGAAGAGUUGGAUCACGCAGUGAAAAUUCAUAGCAUUCCAUUGAUUCGAGACCGAUACAAUGAAGCUGGUGUCAUUCUACAGGACCUAAUGGUUCUAACUGGUGUUAUGGAGUGAGGUUGGUCUGUAUAUUUCCAGGGAACCUUGCUGCAAUCUCAUCUUGUAAAUAAACUCAAGCUUCAGUCUGUACAGUGUUACGUAACAACAAAACUUCCGACUCUUGCAGUUACAUUCCUGGUUUUCAGUCAAUAAGGAUAUCGUAUCCUUCACCCA